GACCACAUUCGAGUGUAAGUUUACGAUCAAUGGUGAAGCCUGUCAAGCGCGAGGGCUCAAGCUUGAGUCAGUUUCUUCCCGUGUUUCUGGAUCAUGGAGUUUGCCCCUUGAAUGCUGCUAGCAUCAAUCCGCGCAUUGGGUUGGGCCCGGCGAUGCUUGCGCAAGGAAAGACCCGGACGUACGCGCAGCGGAUCAAUCACAUAUGGUCGGAGAGGGAGCGAAGGAAAGAGCUGCAAGGGCUGUAUGAUCGGCUGAGGUCGCUGCUACCAACAACGGAAGCCUCAAAGAUGGAUCGAUGCGGAGUGGUGCAGGAGACGAUGGAGCUCAUCCAAUCGCUCAAGAAUCAAGUCCAGGAGCUGUCGGCGACGAGAUCCAUGCUGCUCGAGCACCGCAAGAGCGCCGCCAUGGAUCCUUCCAAGCCCAAGUGGAAUGCGAUGGCGAUGGCGGCAGCAGCGAGAUCGAGUGCUAGCGUGGGGCUGCACAUAUGCAAGUCGGAUGUGUUCGUCAACAUGAGCUGCAGGAUGCAGGCCAGGCUCUUGCUGAGUGUGCUGUGGAUUCUGCGCCAACACCAGCUGAUUGUUCAGGACGCGUCCGUCUCCGUCGAUGAUGCUUCGCGCGUCGCAUGCAUCUGCAUCCGUGCCAAGGCCUUGGACAUCGAUCACUUCGCCAAGGAGUCUUUGGAGUCAUCGCUAAAAAGUUUUGUGAACAAGUUUUAAAUAUCCAAAACAUGAGACGAUGAUUUGCAUGCCACCAUGGAGACGCAGAACCAGCUGGAGCAUAAACUCCUUUUCUUUUGGAUGUUGUAGUCCACGAGAGUGUUCUCAACUCCUCCAAGUUUGCAGUUAUCAGUUUGAAAUAUCUGUGUUUGUAUUUCUGGGGCAAGCAAGUUCAUUGAAUUUGUAUUGCGGUUGGUUUUCUUUUUGGAAUUGAGAGAACUUGCAGAAA
Molecule: messenger RNA, 945 nt
Organism: Selaginella moellendorffii
Lineage: Eukaryota; Viridiplantae; Streptophyta; Lycopodiopsida; Selaginellales; Selaginellaceae
Product: basic helix-loop-helix protein A-like
Exons: 3
Coding region: 30-716 (228 amino acids)
Biological process (GO): endosperm development; regulation of DNA-templated transcription
Molecular function (GO): DNA-binding transcription factor activity; protein dimerization activity
Source: RefSeq, a predicted model, not a curated record